Paramacrobiotus metropolitanus is the source of this 1203-nucleotide messenger RNA. RefSeq names its product intraflagellar transport protein 88 homolog. NCBI's taxonomy places the organism in Eukaryota, Metazoa, Tardigrada, Eutardigrada, Parachela, Macrobiotidae. Gene Ontology annotation, molecular function: kinesin binding. The transcript is spliced from 5 exons. Gene Ontology annotation, cellular component: ciliary base; centriole; ciliary basal body. Gene Ontology annotation, biological process: intraciliary transport; non-motile cilium assembly. The record is from RefSeq and is a predicted model, not a curated record.
AGUGCCUCAUUAUGCAUGCUUUCACUGUGUGCCAGUAUAAUCAAUAUUAUAGACGCCGGUAUUAUUAUGGCCUCAUUAGGUACGAAUUACUGGAUGAACCUGUGGAGGCUUUUAACUGGUUGCAGCAGGCCUUCACACUGCAUCCACACGAGCCCUUUGUGUUGGAGCAUUUGGGCGCUCUGGUCAAUAAACUUGGGGAUAAGGGCGCGGCCUUGUGGUACUAGUCGUACCGCAUCUACCCGGCUAACUUCAGUGUCCUCAACUGGCUUGGACGCUUUUUUGUCACCAGUCAGUUUCCGGAGAAGGCCAUUAAAUUUUUUGAAUUAGCGGAAAAAUUAGACUCCAGCGUUCCAAAGUGGUCACUACUGGUUGCCGGUGCCAUGCGUCGUGCCGGUCACCUGACGGAUGCACACAACAAAUAUGUGGAAAUACAUGAAGCAUUUGCCGAUGAUAUGGAUUGUCUAAAGAUUUUGAUCAGGAUCUGUCAAGGGACACAUGCGCCGUCCAGUGAAAUAUCAGAAAGAGUUGGAUCUUUUGCGGCGAACGCGUCCCGCGGAAGUGGCGUCCUCCAUUCGCGCGCAGACCGCGAUGAGAGGGGCGGCGUUGACAGACACUGUCGGCAUCAUCUCCGAGCGUCUGUCCACAGCUCGUAAAUCGCCACUGCCGCAGUCGCCAGCAGCCACUCCCGCCGGCAGUGCCAUCUCACUGGGGCGUGUCGGCAGUGUCACAGCUGGUCUCGCGUUGGACGCCGAUGAUCGUGAGCAGUUCAUCCGACUAGGAACUGCCCAGCGACUGCCGUCUCGAGCCGGGCCGCCCGUAGCCACUGACGAGACUGUCUUAAGCGUGGAUGACAUUCUCCCUGGACUCAAACGAUAGCACCGGAAGUAAAUUUCCUCCGUGAUUUUAUGUUAAUUGCGUUUAGUUUCAUCAUUUGCUGUUGUGUUAAAGGUUGAGUACUUUCUCGCUAUAAAAUUAAUAGAAUAUCUUCAUAAGGGUGUGAGCACUGUGCAGAUAUUGCCAGGUUAUUUUUUAUGUUUCUCUAGGGUGGGCCAGUCCGACUAUCAUAAAAAUUGUUAAAGAGACUUUCAAUAAUUCAGCAGCAGUCUAGUUUGAUUGCUGUUUUCCAUUUACUUACCUGUAUAUUUAGCUUACACAGCACACUCUGAAGAAAGUAAAAAUGAAUACAAAGUUUGCUGUACCAAA